GCCAGUGUCAGGUGUCUGCUUUUAGCUACUUUUUCUUCUGCUCUCUCUUAAAGCUCUAAAGCCAGGCUAAACUCGCCCCAUUCUCUCUCUCUCUUUUCUUCUCUGUACUUUACUUUUAUUUGCAAUCAAGAACACUAAAGUCCAGCAGAGCCCCUCGAGUCUUUCCUCAUUGACCCAUGAUAACACCAUGAAUCUUCUGUAAGCACCACUUAUGGAAACGGGUUCGGGUUGUUUGACUGAGUCAGGUAACUCCAACGCUUCUUCUCCACCUGCCGAGUCAAUAAAUGGGUUGAAAUUUGGCCAAAAAAUCUAUUUUGAGAAUGCAGGGGCUGGGACUCCGGCCAAGUCCGCAUCCGGGUCUUCGUCCUCCGGGUCUGGGGGCCCGGCGAGGAAGGUUCACGGCGGACAGCAGCAGCCACCCAGGUGCCAAGUUGAGGGAUGUAAGGUGGAUCUGAGUGAUGCUAAGGCGUAUUAUUCCAGGCACAAAGUUUGUGGCAUGCACUCCAAGUCUCCUAAGGUCAUUGUUGCUGGUUUGGAGCAAAGAUUUUGCCAGCAGUGUAGCAGAUUUCAUCUUCUUCCUGAAUUUGACCAAGGAAAACGAAGCUGCCGCAGACGCCUAGCUGGUCAUAAUGAGCGGCGGAGGAAGCCACCACCUGGACCAGUGAUGUCAUCUCGCCAAAGCCGACUCUCUUCAGCAAUUUUUGAUAACAGCAGCAGAGCUGGGAGCUUUCUUGUGGAUUUCAGUGCUUACUCAAGGCUUACUGGGAGGGAUGCAUGGCCUGGUGCAAGGCCCUGUGAGCGGGCACCUGGGAAUCAAACCACAGCUGCAGGAAGGUCCGUUCCUCAUCCUCCAUGGCAGAAUAGCUCUCAGAAUCCUCCAUCCAACAUCUACAUGCAAGGUUCAGCAAGUGGGACUGGUUUUUCCAGUUCUGGAAUUCCUUCAGGAGAAUGCUACACAGGAGUUGGCAUUGCUGACUCGAGCUGUGCUCUCUCUCUUCUGUCAAAUCAACCAUGGGGCCCAAGAAACCAAGCAUCAGGGCUUGGGAUGAAGGACCUGGUUAAUCCCCAAGGGGUUCCCAUGGCUCAAUCAACAGCUCCGCAUGGUGCAGUUGUCAAUCAAUAUCCAAACGCUUCCUGGGGUUUCAAGGGCAGUGAAGCGAGCAGCAGUUCGCACGAGAUGUGCCCUGAUCUGGGUCUGGGUCAAAUUUCACAGCCUCUGAACAGUCAAUUCUCUGGUGAUCUUGAGUUAUCUCAACAGAAUACAAGGCAGUACAUGGCACUUGAUCACUCCAGGGAAUACGACUCUUCUACCCAGCAUAUGCACUGGUCGCUUUAAGUGACCCUGUCUAUCUGUUUAGUAUGUAAGUCUUAAUAAUAAAACCUGGAACCUUCAUGUCAGGAAGGUGAACUUAUGUUUUGUUGGGAUAAACCCAUGCGUACUCUUUUGGCUCUGGGUAUGUAUUCACUAAAGAUUGUAAGAUACUAACUAAGCAAGAUGUUAACUUUGCUCUAUCUAUUAGUACUUCGCAGUUGUCUCUCUAAAA
Hevea brasiliensis (rubber tree) is the source of this 1544-nucleotide messenger RNA. RefSeq names its product squamosa promoter-binding-like protein 9. Gene Ontology annotation, molecular function: DNA binding. Gene Ontology annotation, cellular component: nucleus. NCBI's taxonomy places the organism in Eukaryota, Viridiplantae, Streptophyta, Magnoliopsida, Malpighiales, Euphorbiaceae. The transcript has 3 exons. Bases 212 to 1336 code for a protein of 374 amino acids. The record is from RefSeq and is a predicted model, not a curated record.